Cyclopterus lumpus (lumpfish) is the source of this 3829-nucleotide messenger RNA. Its product is annotated as SLIT and NTRK-like protein 1. The record is from RefSeq and is a predicted model, not a curated record. Lineage: Eukaryota; Metazoa; Chordata; Actinopteri; Perciformes; Cyclopteridae. The coding region runs from base 1003 to 3117 and encodes 704 amino acids. Gene Ontology annotation, molecular function: protein binding. Gene Ontology annotation, cellular component: postsynaptic density membrane; glutamatergic synapse; GABA-ergic synapse. Gene Ontology annotation, biological process: regulation of presynapse assembly; axonogenesis; positive regulation of synapse assembly. The transcript has a single exon.
UGCGACGAUGCCGACUUGGACACUUUCACCGCGGAGCCGCACGCUUUUGAGAGUAAAAACACAGAUUUCACAGUAGGAGCCUGGCUUGUUGUCUGAGACCUCUUUCUGCGCCUCUGGAAGGGAAAUAACCUCAACACCGAACGCUAUAAAGUGUGAUUGAAACAAACAAAACAAACAAGAAAAAUCUCGCCCCCUAUGCGGAUUGAUUUAUUAUUUUUUUGCUGCUCUCUCUUCUCAGCAUUCCCUCAGUCAGUCGACGGAUUUUUUUUUUUUUUUUUUUGGUGUUGCCAUUACAGCUCAGUAGAGGGUGUCAGAUUAUUCUUAGAGCACCCGCACUAGGAUGAACACCGUCUCCGCGUUCCACCUUUUGUGAUUCCCAGAUCGCCACGCACAAAAAAAAAUAAGGGGUGGGUGGGUGGGCGGAUGGGGGGGAAACGAGCCAGGCAAGACGCCGAAGGAUGUGAGGGGGGAUGCGGGUGUUUUGCAGCGGUGGGAUCGCCUCGACAGCUCCAGCGCGGGGUGUGAUUUCAGCACCAGAAGAGAGGGAACAGCUCCGGACGCCGCAGCACGCAGCAGCACGACCGGAGGAGGAGAAGGCACGGAUUUGUUCAUUUUUACCCAGCCAAGGUCAGUCUUAAACGAACCGAGAACUGCCACGAAAAAAGACAAAAAGAAAAGAAGAUGUGCUGGACUCUACCGCCGCUCGCUGUUUUUGAUUUUCAUCAUAAACACGCGGAGGCUCCGAGGAUUCAGUCGAUGUGAAAGAGACGUCUAUGUGGUCAUUUACGAACUGGAAGUCUGGACACUGGGCAGGUUAUAUGCAGCAUGGAUCGGUUAUAAAAGACUGCCUUAUCUCCCCCCCCCCCCUCCCCCCACCCCACCCCUAAAUGUCUACAUCGCCCCCCUUUUCUUUCUUUCUGCUUCUUCUUCUUCUUAUUGAUGUAGACUGAAUUCGCAGCUCGUGUGUCUUGAAACCGGGAAUGAAUCGUCCACGUUGAAAAAAUGCUGCUUUGGGUUGUUCUGCUGAAUGCGGCUCUUUGUGUUGCUGGUCGCAAUGUUACAAGGGACGUUUGUAAGGAGCAGAUAUGCUCCUGCAACGAGGUGGAGGGAGAUCUGCACAUAGACUGCGAAAAAAAGAGCUUCACCACUCUGCAGCAUUUGACUGGCCCGAGCUCGCACUUCUAUCACCUGCUGUUGCACGGAAAUUCGCUCUCCAGGCUAUUCCCCAACGAGUUCGCCAACUUUUACAAUGCCGUGAGCCUGCAUUUGGAAAACAAUGGGCUGCACGACAUUGUGCCCGGCGCCUUCCUGGGACUGCAGCUGGUGAAGAGGCUGCACAUCAAUAACAAUAAGAUACGACUAUUCAGGAAGAGUACAUUUCUGGGAUUAGACGACUUGGAAUACCUCCAGGCUGAUUUUAAUCUAUUGAGGGAUAUUGACCCCGCCGUUUUCAGGGACUUAAAUAAACUUGAAGUGUUAAUACUUAACGACAACCUCAUCAGCGCGCUACCUAUAAACGUGUUUCAACAUGUGCCCAUUACGCAUCUCGACCUGCGGGGGAACCGAAUCAAAACGUUGCCUUAUGAGGGGAUCCUUGAACAAAUACCAGGCAUUGCGGAGGUUUUGUUGGAGGACAACCCGUGGGACUGUAACUGCGAGCUGGUUUCUCUGAAGGAAUGGCUGGAGAACAUACCGCAUAACGCGCUCAUUGGGAGGGUGAUCUGCGAGGCUCCCACCCGGCUGCAAGGGAGCGACCUGAACGAGACAUCAGAGGCGGACAUGUGCCCUUCACAGAGCGGAGGCGUGGACACCAGCCUGGUCGCCCCUCCCACCCAGGAGGAGGCCUCCGAGACCGCGGCGCGUGAACCGCGUCCCACGCCUUACAAGCCCAGCGGAGACACCAGCGGGCCCCCGACGCCCGGCGGCCGCGGGCCGAAGGGCCGUUCCAAAUCUCGUGAGAACUGGCAGCUGAAGACGAGGCCUACCCCGGUGUUGACAGGUGUGAACGGCGACAGAGAGCAGCUGCACAACGUGACGUGCCCCCAGCCGUGCAACUGCAAGCUGGUCGGCUCCAGACAGGGGCUGGGGGUCAACUGCGAGGGCAAGAAGAUCGAGAGCUUAGUCAACCUCAAACCGAAGCCCUUGGCCGCUCACGAAUUGAACCUGAGAGACAACAACAUACACGCGGUGAAAAAGAACCAGCUGCUCGGCUACUCCAGCCUCAACCUGCUGGAUCUGGGAGGGAACAACAUCAAGAUGAUUGACAACAGCACUUUCCAAAACCAGAGCGAGCUGCGGUGGCUGUAUAUGGAUAAGAACUAUCUGGAUACGCUGGUGGCGGAGAUGUUUGUGGGCCUUGUGAAUCUGGAAUAUCUCAGUUUGGAAUAUAACGACAUCCAGCUGAUCGUGGCAGGCGCGUUCAGCCCCAUGCCCAACCUGAGGGUUCUGUUCCUCAACAACAACUUGCUGAAAUCUUUACCCGUGGAUGCUUUCCUUGGGAUUUCUCUAUCCAAAAUCAGCCUGCAUAAUAAUUAUUUCCCCUAUCUCCCCGUGGCUGGAGUGUUGGACCAGCUGAGUUCAAUCAUUCAGAUCGAUUUGCACGGGAACCCGUGGGAUUGCUCGUGCAACAUCGUGCCCUUCAAGCAGUGGACGGAGAAGCUCGGCACCGACGUGAUCGUGAGCGAUCUCAAGUGCGAGUCGCCCGAAGAGUUCUGGAAACGAGACUUCCGCUACGUCCGGAACGACCUCAUGUGCCCCAAACUCUACGACAAAGUGUCCCCGACCCCGCUGUCCAAAAACAGCACGUUCACCCUGGACUCGGGGACGCGCUCGAACUCUUACUUGGAGCCCAACCGGGUCUCCAUUUCGGUGCUCGUCCCCGGGUUGCUGCUGGUGUUCGUCACGUCCGCGUUCACCGUCGUGGGGAUGCUUGUGUUUAUCUUGCGGAAUCGAAAGCGGUCAAAGCGGAGGGAGGGCAACUCGUCCGCCUCGGAGAUCAACUCCUUGCAGACAGUGUGCGACUCGUCCUAUUGGCACAGCGGGCCGUAUCAUGCAGACGGGGGCGCGCACCGGGGCUUUGACUGCAGCACGCACCUCUCCACGACAAACGAUGCGUAAUGGGGGACCCGGCUGUGGUCUCGUACAAUAAGAACCCCCCACCCCCCAUACACCAGACUGGAUUACAAACAGUCCCACCAGACAGACUGACGCACAUACAUGACUGAUACGGCCAGAAAUCAUCCGCUUUCGUUCGUGAGAGGCGAACACAGACUUGUUUAUGUCUUGUUUUCUCCAGUUGAACCAAGUAAGUCAGUCUGCUGCUGCACAGGCCCCACUCUGUAAUAUAUGUAUAUGCCAAGCCCCCCUGGCUUAAAAAACCCUCCUUCCCUCCUCCUCCCAGUUCUGCUAUUUGCCGCAAUCGGACUACGGAUCUGUAUGAGACAGAAAAGAGGGAGAAAAAGGAGCGAGAGAGGGCGUGUGUGUGUGUGUGUGAGAGAGAGAGAUAGAUAGAUAGAGAGAGAGAAAGAAAGAGACAGAGGACCCAGGGAAUGGUGCACGAACGCAUGAAUGUAAAUGUAAAUACUCGGACCGAUGUAUCAUAAUCUGCAUGAUGAUAUUUCGCAUGGUUUCAACACACACACGACGGCGAGGAACCAUAACCACCAUAACCAACAAAGAAGCAAAACUCGACCCUUUCAUGUUAUAUCAAUAUGACGACAAUAUAUAGAUAUUAAGAAUUAUAUAUGACUAUUACAAAGUGCCAUUUCUCUAUUUUUUUUGUGAACCUGCAGUUGGGAUUUGUAUUUGUUGUUUUAAACCUGUUUGGAGA